This is a messenger RNA of Gamsiella multidivaricata, 1248 nucleotides long. RefSeq lists its product as uncharacterized. Bases 439 to 1077 code for a protein of 212 amino acids. Lineage: Eukaryota; Fungi; Mortierellomycota; Mortierellomycetes; Mortierellales; Mortierellaceae. The record is from RefSeq and is a predicted model, not a curated record. The transcript is spliced from 2 exons.
CAGAAUUUUUCUAUGACGUCAUAACGGCCAGGCCCACACAGCCAGAACAUACACACAUAUAUCACUCAUAGCGAACACUACCACAACAAUUACGCACUUGCACACCCAGCACCAUGGACGCGCCGGACCUCGGAGAGUCGGAUAUUAACCAAUUGAGCCAAUCUGAGAGAGCGUAACUAACGACCAUUUGGAUCAGGCGUUACGUGCCCUCGCAGAUGCCCUGGUGGGCUAUCCGACCAACAGUGCGAUAGUGCGGCAGUACUACACCUUGUCCUGACUAGUUAUUGGAUUAUAUGCUAACGUACUUUUGUUCUCCAUAGCAACUAUACAUCAAGCUACUUCUUUUAGCUGAUAUGCAGACAGCUGAUAAGGAUGGCGAUGUUACCAUAAAUUGCAGCCCCUUCGGCGACGGCAUAAACGACGACGACCACGAAGACGAUGACCACGGAGAUGACGGCCUUGUCAGCGACAGUAGAAAUGGAGAAGAGGAAGGCGGUGACGAGACCUCUAUCUGCGACGGUAACACUGGUAUCAACGAUAACGACAUUGAUCGAAUGGAGAAAAGAAAAAGCAGAGCUCAAAUCGAACCUUUUCAAGUGCAUCCGCGAUGCCGUGAGAGAUAGCCUGUUCUCUGAUCCGUAUAUCCUGGAUACAGCCAAGUCGCUUGGAACUGAGGAGGACCAAAUGGUAAGUGAGGACCAUAAAACCCGCCUGGUCUUUUAUCUCAAGGCGAGCAAUUUCGAAGAUUGGAAGGCACAGCACCAGAUCAGCACCAACUCUGGCUUUAGCCCACAUGGGCAACCGUGCGUGUAUACUGCACACAUGAACGAGCGCAGUUCCCAAGACAAGAAAGAGAAGGCCAGCCAGGUCAAGGCUCGCUAUGAUUACCAUCACAGGGGAGUGCCACAUCGCUUACUCAAGGUGCAACGAUCAGAAAUUAGCGAGGAUGUCUUGAGUACUCUCUUCAGGAGCCAAGAAAGUGGUGAACAGCAUACUCGGUGCAAGAGUGACCAUUGCUGCACUUACAGAGGAUCUACUGUAUCACUGAAAGAUAGGAUCAUUUGCUACAAAAGAUAAGACAAUUCAGAAAAGAAUCCGUGAAGAAUCCAUGGAAUAAUUGAUUUUCAAAGUUGUAAGAUUUACCGACUAAGCUAAGCGUACGCCUUGAUUCGUAUCUGUAAUACUCAAGCAGCUUUGUUGAAAUCAAUGAAGCGGCUCCUGUAAAAGCCUUUUUUUUUUUUUUUCCCC